AGAUGGCAACGUCAACACGCAUAAUGAUGAGCCCAUGGACCCGUCGAAUGUAAACGCGCUUCCUCCUCGCCUUGGUGAUCGACCCCUAGGUGUACAUAUCUGAUCAGCUGACAUUGAUCGCCACAUCCCAAUCCAAAAGACCACAAACCGAAGCAGAAUCUAAGAAACAUCGUUCAAAGGCUCUCGUUUCGCUGUACAGGAGGGAAUAGAGGAGACUGACUGCGCUUCUCUGUAUCAUCCUCUUUCUUGCGCUGCCGAUUCUCCACCACAAUGGCUCUGACCAUUUGCACCAGAUUCACGGACGAAUAUCAGCUCUUUGAGGAGCUCGGAAAGGGAGCGUUCUCUGUCGUGAGACGAUGCGUGAAGAUAUCAUCCGGCCAAGAGUUUGCAGCCAAAAUCAUCAACACGAAGAAGUUGUCAGCCAGGGAUCACCAGAAGCUGGAGAGAGAGGCCAGGAUUUGCCGUCUCUUGAAACACUCGAAUAUUGUUCGACUCCAUGACAGCAUAUCUGAGGAAGGCUUCCAUUACCUUGUUUUUGAUCUGGUUACUGGAGGUGAGCUGUUUGAAGACAUUGUAGCAAGAGAAUACUACAGUGAGGCUGAUGCCAGUCACUGCAUUCAGCAGAUUUUGGAGAGCGUUCAUCACUGCCAUGUUAAUGGAAUCGUCCACAGGGAUCUGAAGCCUGAGAAUUUGCUGUUGGCCAGUAAGAUGAAGGGGGCUGCAGUUAAGCUUGCAGACUUUGGUUUGGCCAUAGAGGUCCAGGGUGAUCAGCAGGCUUGGUUUGGUUUUGCUGGUACUCCAGGGUAUCUCUCCCCAGAAGUCUUGAGGAAAGAUCCUUAUGGCAAACCUGUGGACAUGUGGGCCUGUGGUGUGAUUCUCUACAUUCUGCUGGUUGGAUAUCCACCAUUUUGGGAUGAAGACCAGCAUCGCCUCUACCAGCAGAUCAAGGCUGGUGCCUAUGACUUUCCCUCUCCCGAGUGGGACACAGUAACCCCAGAUGCUAAAGAUCUGAUUAAUAAGAUGCUGACCAUCAAUCCUUCGAAACGCAUCACAGCUGCUGAAGCCCUCAAACACCCUUGGAUCUGUCAACGCUCCACUGUAGCCUCCAUGAUGCACAGACAGGAAACUGUGGAGUGUUUGAAGAAGUUCAAUGCCAGAAGGAAACUCAAGGGUGCAAUUUUGACCACUCUCCUGGUCACAAGAAACUUCUCAGCAGCCAAAAGCUUGUUGAACAAGAAGACAGAUGGUGUUAAGGUUAACAACAAAACCAACCUAGCCAGCAGCCCCAAAGACACAGGCCCUGCCCCAGCACUGGAGCCACAAACUACCGUUAUCCACAACCCAGUAGACAGAAACAAGGAAUCUACAGAGAGUGUCAACACUACUAUCGAGGACGAUGACUUUAAAGUCAGACGCAUUGGAAACCUCAGCAUUAAUUCAAUCUGGCAACCUGCGGCCCACCCGCAAAACUCUGAGCCCAAGCAGGCACCCAACUCCUCUGUGCAGACUUGCCAAGUUAUCAAUAAAGCUCGUAAGCAGGAGAUCAUAAAAGUGACCGAGCAGCUGAUUGAAUCCAUCAACAACGGCGACUUUGAGGCUUAUGCAAAGAUUUGCGAUCCUGGUCUGACUUCUUUUGAGCCGGAGGCAUUGGGAAACCUAGUGGAGGGCCACGAUUUCCACAGGUUCUACUUUGAGAACGCACUGUCCAAAGGAAAUAAACCUGUUCACACUAUCCUCCUGAACCCUCAUGUGCACCUGAUUGGAGAGGACGCAGCUUGUAUCGCGUACAUACGUCUGACUCAGUACAUGGAUGCCAACGGGAUGCCACGCACCAUGCAGUCAGAGGAGACUCGUGUCUGGCACCGCCGAGAUGGCAAGUGGCUGAACAUACACUUCCAUCGCUCUGGAGCGCCCAGUGUCCCCAUUAAGUAAGACUCAUAGACCAUCUCUACUCCUUAAAUGGACAGCAUCUAGUCUGAGAUAAAGCUCGGUCAUGUAAUUGAAUAAUGACGCUCUAAUCCUUAUCAUACAGUAGAUACGAUGUGAUUCAUAGUGGCUUUAUUGGGCUAAAUAUGGAUCUGGCAGUCAGAACAUGAAUUCUGACAGAAAUUAAUCAAUAUUUUUAAUGCAAAUUUAGUAAUAUGUGUUUGCCUGUGUAUAUUUUGUAGUUAAUGGAAUAGUAAGCUUCAGUUUUUCCCCUUCGAGGGAAAACCCGUCAGCAAAAACCCAACUGUCUGUCAUUCAAGCUGGAGGAGUGUCUCAUAAGCCACACCUGCUUCCCAACAAUCUCGCCCUUUUUCCUUCCCCUCUGAGGGUCGUUUACACGUUAUCGCACAUGGACCAGAGUUUUAAAGCGUUGUGCUACAGGUCAUCACUUACACCAAAACCCAUGGGCCAUUCGCAUAGAUGGACAUUAUUAAAAGGAGUGUAUUUUUAACAUUUUAUUUACCGUUUCUUUUUUUAAGCUGUUUUGGUAUACAUUUUAAUGUAUAGAUAUGUAAAGAGAAUCACCUUUCCCCAAGUCUGUACUGUAUUUUUAUGUCUAUUUAUGUGUGUGCAAUAUAUCAUGUUUUGAAAGAUAAGAAUGUUAAUAUUGAGCUUGCUAUUGUUCUGGUGAUGUACAUAUGUUGUGACUGUUCAGAUAAAAAAAAAUGAUCAAAUAAAAAUCUAAAAAAAACAAACAUUUAAAAACCUUUUAAUGGCUAAUGGCAAAAUUAAAAUUGUAGUAAAUGCUGUUGAAAAGCUUUGUUUAUAUUCGCUAGCUUACAGUGUUUGGCUAUUUAAAGAUUCUGAUUUACUUUACUUGAUUUACAAGAAUUGCAGCAUACUAAAUGGACUGUAUGUUUACCUUUAUGUCAUAGAAUAUGAGAAAAAACAGAUAUCAAAAAUAAUGUAGCAUAUAUGAUACAUCACGCUGACAAGCAUUGGGUAAUGCAUGGAGGACUAUAAUUUGAAUGACCAUGAUCAUUUAUUGACUUUUUUCUCUUGUUCAUAUUGUGUAAUUCAUGGUUUCCUUAUCGAAAUGUUUGUUUUAUUUCUAUCAGUAUCAUAAAGAUCAGUUAAUGUAAUGAUGAUAAUGACCAUCAUCAUUAUGACCCAACAUCUAGAAAUAUCAGUCUAUAUCUUCAGAUCUUAUGUAGCUUAUUUUUCCUAUAUUGAGUGGAUGUGAAAAUGUUAUCUUUUGACUUUAUAUAAUGGCUGUAUGAGAAACAAAAACGUAAGUAGCUUAUGAGAAACAACGUGUAUCAUUGUCACACAUAUCUGUGCUUUUUAUUUAUCCUGACAUUAUUUUGCCCUGAUUUUCAAGCAUGCACACUGCCCCUAGUGGUGACAUUGCAUCUGUGCGCCACUCAAUUGGAAGAUGAUAAAGUAGACAGAGGGUGAUGUCAGAAUGGAAUGGUCUUCCUCGAGGAAAAACCUCACCACUACUGGACUAUGCCAACUUCAUACACGUUCCAUGUUCUCAUUUUCCUUUCUCUCUUCUUAAAAAAGACAUUUCCUCUGCUGAUACUUACAGAAACCUCAAAGCUCAAAGGAUGUGAAAUACAUAAUAUGUUGCCAUGGUGGCGCUAACAAAUCAACAAAUUUAAUUAAAAAUACAAUAAAGGUGUGAUAUGU
Xyrauchen texanus (razorback sucker) is the source of this 3618-nucleotide messenger RNA. RefSeq names its product calcium/calmodulin-dependent protein kinase type II delta 2 chain-like. Lineage: Eukaryota; Metazoa; Chordata; Actinopteri; Cypriniformes; Catostomidae. The transcript is spliced from 21 exons. Gene Ontology annotation, molecular function: ATP binding; calcium/calmodulin-dependent protein kinase activity; calmodulin binding. The coding region runs from base 271 to 1932 and encodes 553 amino acids. Gene Ontology annotation, biological process: protein phosphorylation. Gene Ontology annotation, cellular component: cytoplasm; neuron projection. The record is from RefSeq and is a predicted model, not a curated record.